GCGCAAACCUUGACGGAGGCGACGCUGCGUAGACGUUAUCCAGUCUCUCUAACUUCGCAUUAAAAAGACAAGAAAAGAUUGUACGUGGUGAGAAAACAAAGGCGAUCAGAUGCUUGCGUAGGAGACAGAAAUGAGAAACAAAGAAAAAAAACCCGUUACUAUUUUUACCGUUUUCAUACUUGCUACACGCACACACAUACACAUACAUACCGGUCCCAAACUUAGAAGUUACUUGUCUUCACAUCAACUAUGCGUUCACGCCGUCAAGGCGUGCUAGACGCUGUGAGCGUGCUCGGCAUGGACCCGUGGAAAGACGACCGAGUGCGUGACUUCGUGGCCAUUAACACGAUUCAACGCCUCCGUGCGUACCACCUCGAAGCCGGUGCACCGAUGCCACCAAUUGAGGAUAUUAACGCCGACCGCGCGCUUAAUUUGCUGCUGCUGCCCCGUGCGGAGCCGGACUAUCGCCCAUGCGCCGGGGAACGGCCACAGACGCGGCCGAAGCUGCUCCCGCGUCGUCAGGGAAAAGCUUCCAUCCAACGUCAGCCGCGACAGCACGACGGAGAAGGCGAAGAAAGGGAGGACGGUGCAGACAACAUGCACAGUGGCCGGAGCACUUCUUCCGCCUCUACCACCAGCACCACCUCCACCACGUUUUCGUCGUCGGAUAAUGAUGAUGUCGACAAAGGCAGCACGAGUACACCAUUGAAUCGAACACCUGCACGACAACCCCCACCGGGUCCAACAUCGCAUUCUCCUGAGGCGAAGACGGACACGGCGUUCUCCACGCAGUGCGCUGUUGACCGGGCUCGUGCCGUGUUCUUCGGGGCAACUUCUUUUCACGCGUCAACGUCUCCACGGCGGCUCGUUAACUCGCCUCACGUGCCGCUGACGCCGUCUGUCACGUCGACCUCGCCGAUUGCAGAGCGCCAGAUACCGCAUCGCACAGCAUUGCAGUUACCCGGGUCCACGGCCGUGGCAGCCGUCGCAACACCAUCCCCUGCUCUCCACACCAAUGCCCACCACAACGCCACAGGGGACGGCGAAGAUGGAGGCCUUCGCGCCGCCCCGUGGGCGGCUUCUCGAUCGCUGAACGUGGACCUGGAUGCGUACAUUGAGAUCAACAGUACACCGCUGCGUGUUGCCCCACCUCCUCCAUUGUCGCCGAUAGUCGCCACAACAUUAGCAGCACCCCUCGCGCUUGCCAAUGAGAGCGACGCCCUGCAAGGUAGUGAUGAAACGAGAGAAGACAAAGGGGACGACGGUGGUGCCGCCUCCUCUGCGCCCAGCACCGAUGCAGACGCAAAGGACACGUGCCUUGUUGCAGCGUCCGACGUCGCACUUCCCGGAAAAGUGGCGAAGAAUGACAUCGGCGCCGGCCCUUCCCCGGAUGCGACACCCCCAGCCAUUCGACCAACUACUGAAAAUGCUGUCGUCUCCGCAUGUGAAGACGGUACGGAUGCCAAGCAAAACUCGGAGGAAAACAGCAGCAACAACGGCAGCCAUCAUUUUCCUGAUCAACGGGGGUGUGACGUGUGCGACGCCAUCACUCAGUACUUCCAGUCGAUGCUCACACGCGGCGUGGUGCUGGAUCGGUACAACCACAAGGACUUGGCGUUUGCGUGGUGGGUGCUGGGGCGGAACAUGGACACCGCGGCGCUGGAGAACCGCGGCCCGAUGCGACGCGAGGCGCUGCUCAUCACCAUCCGCAAUAUGUACUACGGCUUACUCUCUGCCGACGAGGCAAGGAAGACGGCCAACGAGGCGACGGCGCAGGCGGAUGUGUCGACGGAUGCCGCGUAUCGUGCCACAGUGGGUAGUGAGGUUGACGAGGAGGCAGAGGACGGCGUGUCAGGGAGAGGUGGCACGACAGACGAGGAAGAGACGGCGGCGACAGAGCCGCAGAGACCGUCGAAAGGAAUUGCUGCUCUUGCCACGGCUGCCCCUACACCACGGCCGCGAGGGCGAGGCCGUCAUCCCGGCGCCAUCUCCGCCAGCACCCCUUCAGGGACUCUCCUGGAAGUACCCGCUUCUACGACUGCAGCCGCAGCACGGAAGCGGCCACGCACAGGGCCGGAGGACAAGAGCCCCCAAAGUGACGCUGAAAAGGAUCAUCGCAACGAUGGCGAAGAGGGGAGCGGCGACGGCACCUCUAUCCAGCUGCAGCGGCCCGGCAUUUCGGCCAACGACGCGCGUGUGUCCGCGAUCGUCACCAGAGCGCGGUUCAAAGCGCCAACUACGCCUUCGUCCCGUGACAACGCAACCGCAGAUGAGCCAUCUGCGACUUUGGAAGACAAACCUAUGCGGCGGCGCCACACGACUGCGGAGAGGACGGCUACAGCACACCCCCUCGCAGCAGCCCUGCGAGGUGAUGACUUGCGUCGCUACGGGCUAGCGGAUUUCGACAGCGUGGACGACGCCGUAAGCGAGUCCACGUCAGUGACCAGCUCCACCACCGCGUCCCGUGCGGGAAGUGUGACGCCUGCAGGGACGUCCAGCAGCGGCGGCGGUGGCGGCCGACGGCGACGCCGUGCCGAGGACCGCCGACAGGCCGUGGAGGAGACGUGGACGUCGACACGCACAAACCGACGCACUGCCCCGGCGAGGUUGGCGGCGGCGCUGGAGCAGCACGACUCCGCGGCGGCGGUGGGACAGCCGCCCAGUCGCCGAGAUGCGUCGCGGGCGGCUGCCAAGACGAGCGCAGCGGGUGCCUUCACGACAGCAACGGAGCUCCCCAGCGUCGUCAGCGCAGAGGUUGCGAGCCGAGAGGUGGCAUCGGCGGAGGGUCAGACGGCGGCGCCCGUGUUGGCAGGCAGCCAACGCAGGUCUUCGAAGGCGACGAUCGCGGCUGUUAGCGCGUCAACCGCAUCGAAGGCGAAGGCGAAAGCUAAAGCGGCUUCCAAGCGGACACGGAGUCGCGGCGGCAACAACGACGGUGAAGAGAAGCACGACGAGGACGCAGCAGUCGCUGAAGGCGCCCAGGCAGACGAAGAGGUGGGAGAAGACGUCGUGGCGAGGCCGGCGCCGCUAAAGCCGCAGGGAAAGACCGGUCAGCAGAUCCCAGCUAAGAAGACAACGCGCAGCACCGGAAAAGCCCCGCAGGCCACGAUUGGUGACGGCACUACCGACGCCAUCGGGGGGCGGAAAGGCGCAGCAGAGGGCACCACCGGCCCCUCUACACUGAAGAUGGACAAGCAGCAACCACCGCCACCGGAGAAGAAGGAAGAGCACCGUGGCCGGCCACGUGGUAGCUUCAAGGUUCCCAGACCCAUCGUGGACGGUGUGCCCGUCGCCACCACCGGAAGCAGCGCAUACAAAGCCGGCACCUCCGCAGCAACCAGUGCAAGCCGAAGCGGAGAGAAGAAACGCGAGGAAUCGAGUAGCACAUCAGCGUCCUCUCCGACUACGUUCGCGGUGGCCGCCAGCGUUCCUUCCUUCCCCGUCGCGGCGACAGCGGCCUCCGAUCACGGCGGUAAAAAUCUUCCAGUGCCGCGCGAGAUGCCGCUGGGGCUCACCGCACAUGAAGUGGCGGUGCGUGCGCGCAUUCAACAUCGAAUGGGUGUGCCGCUCACCCCACCCGCCGCUUCUGCUGCUCCUUCCUUCUCCUCCGACCGCACUUCGCAGACCCCCUCGGAGAUCGCGGCUGCCGAUGCCCCUGCGACGGUGUACUCGUCGUACACGUUUCUCCUAUCAUCGUUUGCGUCAAAUGGACAGUCAGACGGUGCGAAGGGCAGCAUCGCCACGACAGCUCCGGUGAUAUGGUACGGUCCUGUGACUCCACCAGGGGAUCGCGCGAGGGCGGAUGAAAAGGCAGAGGUGACUGCCGCUGCCCCGGCAGCGCGCCUGCGUGGUCGGAAGAAGAAAGCGGAGGGCGGCGUUAACAGCGCACUUCUCGGUUGUGCACUACAGCAUGAUCAGGCAGCCCUGGAGCGUCGGGUGAAGGCGCGACUGGCACGCGAGGCGUCAGGUGCUGCCAGCUUUUCAUCCCCGUCGUCCCCUGCUUAUUCAAGCCACCACCCGCCGAAAGGGAGCACCGCAGAAGUUGCACACCUUGCCGAGUGCGCCUCAAUCAACGGCGGGCAGGAGUGCAAUGCUGAUGGGACUGAUGUGAAUCCACUCACUGAGGUGAAGGUGGAAGGUGAGGAGGAGGCGGAGAGCCCGACGACAUUCAGUGGUCCUUUCCCCUCUCCGCUCGCCGGGGAAGCAUCGGGGCGUGGCAACGGUGGCCCAGCAGCAGACGACCUUGAAGCCCGCGUGUCGCCCCCUCCGCCACUGCCACCCGCAGAGUUUGCAGCGUUGACGUACGCGCAACAGUGCCUGCUCGUGUGGACGGCGGGUGAGCUGCUGGAGCGACACGCACGUCAGCGUCACGCCGCGGAGACCCGUCGUGCGCGGCUGCUCGCCCGCUGCGGUCGCAUGGCAACGCGUCGGAUGGCGGCCCGCGUGGCGGCGGCGGCGGAGAGCAGCGGCGCGAUCGAGGUGAUCGGCGACGCUGCUGAGCAGCUUGUGAAGUCGCUGGCAAAGGAAGAGGAUGCGGAGGAUGCGGUGGACCGCAGCAACGAUCCCGGUUCGGAGAGAAGCAGCGACGGCGACGACGGCAGCGAAGGUGGGGAAGUGGAGAAAGGACGGGGGCGCGGCCGAUCACGUGGCUCUGUCCCAAUGGAGAAGGUCAGCGCGGAGGACACAGAAAGCGACAGUGACGCGUCUUCUGCGUUGUCGAGGGAAGCUCGCCGUAAGGAACUGCGGCCCUUGCCGCGACGGUGGUAUGAUUACUGGGCUGUAUAUAGAGCCUCCGGUGGUGCUGCCGCUUUUGCUGGCGCUCCGACCAAGCAGGAAGCGUGA
Messenger RNA from Leptomonas pyrrhocoris, 4842 nucleotides. RefSeq lists its product as hypothetical. NCBI's taxonomy places the organism in Eukaryota, Euglenozoa, Kinetoplastea, Trypanosomatida, Trypanosomatidae. The coding region runs from base 250 to 4842 and encodes 1530 amino acids. The record is from RefSeq and is a predicted model, not a curated record. The transcript has a single exon.